AUGGCCGCCGGAGAAGGACAACAAGUGUUGGCUCUCAUCAGCAAGCGUCUCCGUGCUCUCCGCAAGAAAAACAAGAGAAUUGCUGAGAUGGAAGAGUCGAUUUCUCAGGGAAAAAUCCUAAACAAAGAUCAAGAAGAAAUCCUCCGCUCGAAGCCAAUCGUCACUGCGCUUAUAGAAGAGCUCGAAAAGCUUCGUCUUCCUUCUCCUCCUCCUUCAGUGGCUGUUCCAGAAGAGAUCAGCCUCCCUUCUCAGAAAAAACUAGAGCCAAAGGAAGACGUAACGGCCAAGAAGGACGUGGAGGAAGAAGUAACGUCCAUGAAGGACGUGGAGGAUUCCACGAUCUCUGAUGGUGUCAAUACGGGUGAGGUUUCCAAGGACGAUUUUAUUACUGUGCGAAGCAAAAAGUCACGACGUAGACAACAAUCAAAAACGUACCACUGA
This is a messenger RNA of Eutrema salsugineum, 441 nucleotides long. RefSeq lists its product as uncharacterized. Lineage: Eukaryota; Viridiplantae; Streptophyta; Magnoliopsida; Brassicales; Brassicaceae. The record is from RefSeq and is a predicted model, not a curated record. Bases 1 to 441 code for a protein of 146 amino acids. The transcript is spliced from 2 exons.